AUCGCAACCGCCAUGUCGUUCGACUUCGCCGCGCUCCUCUCGCCUGACAACGCCGUUCGCAAGUCGGCGGAGAGUCAGUUCGAACAGUGCCGCCAGGCGCAGCCUCAGCUCGUCGCGACGCAGCUCGUCGCCGCGCUCUCGCAGCCGGGCGGCUCGCCGACGUCUGAGCUGUGCGCCGUGCUCGCGCGACGGUACCUGCCGCCGCUGUUUGCACUGGCCGAGAUCCACUUCUCUCUCGAGGCGCGCGAGCACGUCAAGGCGGGCCUGCUCGCUUGCCUCGGCUCCGCCUCGCACCCCCCCUCCCUCCGCCGCAAGCUCUGCUCCCUCGUCGGCCGGCUCGGGGCCGAGUUCCACGCCGCCGGCUCCUGGCCGCAGCUCAGCGCCUUCAUCGCAGCCGCGUGCGCGGACGGCGCCGCGCCGGAGGUGCACGAGUCGGCCCUCUCCGUCCUCAGCCACAUGGCGCCCGCCCUCGUCGAGCCGGCUGCGUGGGCGGCGUGCGGCCAGUCCGUGCAGGCGACGCUGGUCGACGGCCUCGGCGCCGCUCGCGCCCCCGCGGUGCGGCAGGCGGCGCUCGCGUCGCUGGCGGCGCUGCUGCGGACGAGCGCGGCGGCGGAGCAGGAGGCCGAGAGGGAGCUCCGCUCGCCCGCGGACGACAAGGCGCGCAAGGCCGCCAAGGCGUCGCGCAAGGCGCAAAAGGCCAUCGGCCAGUCGCUCGGCGAGGGCCUGCCGGCGAUGCUCGGCGCGCUGGAGGGGGCGCUGCAGGCGGGCGGCACCGACGCGACGGCGGCGCUGGAGAGCCUGGCCGAGGUGGCGGAGAACCAGCCCCGCCUCUUCAGGCCCGUGCUGCCGCAGGUGGUGGAGGGGAUGGCGUCGCUCGCAGUGUCGGCGCAGCUGCCGGCCACGCAGCGGAUCGCCGCCCUCGAGGUCGUCGUCACGCUGGCGGAGACGCAGCCCAAGCUCUGCCUCAAGGUGGAGGGGUUCGCCGCGCGGAUGGUGUCGACCCUCCUCUCGCGGAUGGUCACGCUCGGCGAGGAUUGCGGCGAGUGGGACGAGGCCGAGCCGCCCGACGGGAUGGCGGACGACGACUGCGCCGAGGACGACCUCGAGGCGGGCUACGCGGCCGAGGCGCUCGACCGCGUCGUCAGCGCGCUCGAGGGCGCGGGCGUGGCCGAGGCGCUCCUGCCGCAGCUCGAGGCCCUCGCCAACGGCGCCGCGUGGCAGCAGCGGCACGCCGCGCUGGUGGCGGUCGGGAUGGUGUGCGAGACCUGCGCGGCGAGCCUGCUGCCGCACCUCGCCGCCCUCCUCUCCCUCGUCGCGAGCGGCGCCUCCGCCCCCGAGCCGCGCGUGCGCUGGGCGGCCUGCUUUGCGCUCGGCCUGCUCUCGGACGAGUUCGAGCAGCUCAGCGCGCAGCACCACGCGACCGCCCUCCCGCUGCUGCUGCGCGGGAUCGGAGACGCCUCGCGCCGCGUGCAGGCCGCGUCCGCCCUCGGCGUGAGCAACCUCGCUUCGCAGAUGGAGCGCGAGGCGCUCGAGCCGUACGCGCAGCAGCUGCUCGCUGCGCUGCACGGCCUCCUCGCCGCCUCGCCGCCGCACUACGUCGCCUUCGCCGCCGCCUCGACCCUCUCCCAACUCUUCGACACGCUCGGCGACGGCGUGGCGCCCGUGUACGCCACCUUCAUGCCCAUGCUGCGCUCGUACUUCGAGGGCGCGAUCGGCGCCAAGGCGCACCGGCUCGCGGCGGCGCUGCUCUCCGCCAUCGGCUCGCUCGCGGCGGCGGCGGGCGAGGAGGCCUUCCAGCCCGACGCCGAGGCGACGGUCGCGCCGCUCGUCGAGCUGCUGCUGCGGCAGCGGCCGAUGCUGUGUGAGAGCUCGCUGCUCGAGCCGCUGCACGCCUGUCUCGCCAGGCUGGCGGCGCCGAUGGGCGCGCCGUUCGGGCGCUACUUUGCCGUCGUGCUUCCGACGCUGCUCGAGGCUGCGGGCGUCGAGCCCGAGGUGCAGACGGACUUGGUGGAGGAGCAGCCGGCCGACGGCGAGGAGGAGGAGCACAUCGACACGCACUACGUGCCCAACAAGGGGUGCGGCUUCCUGCGCGCCCAGAUGGAGGAGAAGCUGAUGGGCGUCUCGGCGCUGCACGAGUACGCCGACGCGCUCGGCGCCGGCUUCGCGCCCUUCGUACCCGCUUGCGUCGAGGCGGCGAGCAGCCUGCUCGGCUACAAGUUCCACCCGCGCGUGCGCACCUCGUCCGCCUUUGUGAUGGGCGACGCCGUCAAGGCGCUCGUCGCGGCGGCCAAGGCGGGCGAGCAGGGCGGCGAGGCGUCUGCCGCCUCUCUGGUGGGCUCCGUCCUCAAGCCGCUGAGCGAGGCUGUCCACCGCGAGAAGGAGCUCGAGCCGCUCGACGGCAUGCUGUCGGUGCUGCUCGACGUGCUGCGGCUCCAGCGGCUCGAGGGGUGCGCGCUCCUCUCGCCGCCGCAGCUCAACGGGCUCGUGGCGCUCCUCAAGCACGCGCUCCACCUCGACGCGAGGCGGACCGCGGCGCGCGCCGACGCGGCGGCCGAGGAGGAGGAGGGCGAGGGCGCCGAGCUCGACGAGGAGUGGGAGCUCCUCCUCACCGCCGUGCACACGAUGCGCGAGCUCCUCCGCCUGCACGGCGCCGCCAUCGUCCCCACCCUCGAGGCGCAGCUGCUGCCCGCCGUCGGGCAGUGGCUCGCAGCCGACGAGAACCACCAGGCGGCCUCGCUCUACGCGCUCGCCGAUUUGGUCGAGUUUGGCGGCCAGGACGCGGCAAAGAGGUACACGCAGCUCGCGCUGCCGCACAUCCACGCCGCCGUCGCGCUCGAGGACGGCAAGCAGAAGCGGACGGCCGCGGCGGCGCACGCGCUCGGCGCGGUCGGCAAGCACGGCGGCAAGCUACUCUCGCGCGCGGCGACGGCCGACGCGGCGGCCCGCCUCGCCGCCGUGCUGCAGGCGCCCGACGCGCGCUGCGCCGCGAUGGCGGAGCGGACCGAGGCGGCGGCGCUCGCGCUCGGGAAGCUACUCUCGCACAGGCACGCGCACCUCGAGGCGGCGGGCACGGCGGCGCCGCUCACGCCGCUCUGGCUCUCGCACCUCCCGCUAAAGAAUGCCGACGAGGAGGACGCGCAGGCGGCGCUCCGCUGCCUGUGCGAGGUGCUCGAGCGGGCCGGCGCCGGCAAGCCGGAUCUGCCGCUCGGCGCGGACUUGCCGCUCGCGCUCGGCGUGCUGGGCGCGGCCGCGGCAAAGGAGGCGACGGGCGCCGAGCUGGCGUCCCAGAUGCAGCGGCUGCUGCUCGGCUGGCAGGCGGCGCACCCGGCGGCGCUGCAGGCCAGCGCCGCGGCGCUGCCGCCGCCCGUGCAGCAGGGCCUCGCCCGGCUCGUCGCCGCCUAG
Messenger RNA from Emiliania huxleyi CCMP1516, 3402 nucleotides. RefSeq lists its product as hypothetical. The transcript has 4 exons. Bases 13 to 3402 code for a protein of 1129 amino acids. Lineage: Eukaryota; Haptophyta; Isochrysidales; Noelaerhabdaceae. Gene Ontology annotation, molecular function: nuclear import signal receptor activity. Gene Ontology annotation, biological process: protein import into nucleus. The record is from RefSeq and is a predicted model, not a curated record. Gene Ontology annotation, cellular component: nucleus; cytoplasm.